UGGUGGGAGGUGUGUGACAAAUAAAACACGAGGAUGAUUGAUGUGAGUUGUCGUCGGUUGAGGACAAAUAACUCUCUGAAACAAAGGUCUGCUUCUGUAAUUUAACAGUUUUGUGAAUUCCUGAAACAGAAAACAACUAUAAGAAGCACAGUGGACCAGAAAUUCUCCAGUUCUCCACAAGGACGCGAGUCAUACGCCUGCUGACAGUAGUCCAUGACAGUCCUACAGUGCUUCACGUCUCGCAAAGUCUCGCUUGUUCUCGUCGGCAUUGGCAUGCUGACCGGCUGUCUGGCUGCUUACCUGCCAGCAGACUCAGCCCGUGCCGUGCGUGUGGAGGACGCAGCAGGUGCCAGACACAUCCGCAGCCUGGAGACUGCCGCAGUCGAUGCAGUGCAAGCGGUGGAGGACGAGGACAGCAGCGAUGAGGACGACAACGAUGAGGUGAUGGAGGAGUUGGUGCAGACGCUGGAGGAGUUGUCGCAAGCUGAGAGGAGGAGACCUGGGCGCCUACAGCGAGAAGCUGGGCGAGUUGCAGGAGGCGAUCGAGGCGCAGGCAGGAUCCAUCCACGGCAAUGUUGCUGAGGUUGCCGCAGAGGUGGCGGCAGCAUCGGAGGCUGGUACCGGAAGUGAGGUCUCGGCGCCCGACGCUGGACCGAGUCCUGCCGAAGCCGCUGCGGAAGCUGCAGGUGCAGCCGAAGCUCUUGCCUCCGCCAACGACCUGACCAGCGACAAGGAAGAUGGCAACGCUGCAGGGGGUAAAGGGACGAGAAUGGAGGAUCCGCCAACGAGUCCAACACCAGUAACAACAACAACAGUAUCGACAACGGUGGCAACAAUGGCGGCUCUGAAGCUGGGGGUGGGUCAGACAGCCAAGCUGAUACCAAGAAGUCUGAGGCGGCAUCGCACCCGAUAUCCCGCAGCCGGACAUCAAACAAGUCAACGAAGACGAAAAAUAAUUAAAAAGAACUAUUGACUUACCUUCUGACUGGACGUAUAUUUUCGUUGUUUUUUUAUUUUUUUUAAUUUUUAAUUUUUUAAUUUUUAAAUUAUUUUUUUUCCAAUAA
This is a messenger RNA of Pomacea canaliculata, 1064 nucleotides long. RefSeq lists its product as uncharacterized. The coding region runs from base 214 to 582 and encodes 122 amino acids. The transcript has 2 exons. The record is from RefSeq and is a predicted model, not a curated record. Lineage: Eukaryota; Metazoa; Mollusca; Gastropoda; Architaenioglossa; Ampullariidae.